GACUAGGACGCGCGCGCGCGCGGCUCAGUCUCGUAGCGGGAGACGCGGCGACGACAUCGCUCGCACAGAGAGAUAGAGAUAGAGAGAAGGCGACAGUCGCUUCCAACCUCGUCGUCGGCUACACCCGGGGGCGGCGCGCGAGUGCGUGACUACGUGUGCGCGUGCAACAACAACAAAAAUAAUAAAAAAGGGCGGGGGUGGGGAGGGGGGGUCGAACGGGCGAUAAGUGCGCCCCCCUCUUUUUUUUUUUUUUCGAAUCAUGCCCGCCAGAAGCGAGACGGCUAGUGGAUACCUUCGGCGACGUUCGUCCUCCGACUGCAAGUGCGACGACAAUCGGGAGGGAACGUGAAAAAAAAAAAAAAAAAGAGAGGCUUUUAUAUCCCUCCCAUGUCCGUAUGUUUUUUUUUUUAAGUAUUUUUUUUUUGUUGUGAUGAUCCUUGCGUGUGUCGCGAACUAUUCCGUCGCAAAGGAUAAGGAAAUGAAACGGAAUCCCGUCGCUGGUCGCAGCUUCACAGUUCGUCUGUGAAAAAAAAAAAAAUAACAACAGGCGGUGACCCCGCGGACAUGAGCGCGCUCUGAAGGCUCCCCCAGCAAUGACCCCGGCUGCCGGCUGCGAGUGCAGGCGCGCGAGGCGUUCAGCGGCGGCGGCGAGGCACCAGGGCCGCGAGCAGCGGGCGCCGCCCGUCGCCCAUGACGAUGGCCGAGACCCAAGUUGAGCCGGCGCCGGCGAGCUCGGAGACGCCGCGCGCGGACCGCGACGAGAACCAGAACCAGAGCCAGCAUGGCGGCAAGAGGCUCAGGGGCGGUGCGACGACCAACAACCACAACAACAACAACAACAACAACAACAACCACCACCACCACCACCACCGGAACAACAGACUGAAGAAGAGGAAGCGCCUGAGCCAGGUGGUGGACAAGCUGGCGAACCUGGUGUCCUCGACGGGCCACCAGCAGCUCAACAACAACAACAACUACAGCUACGGCAACAAGCACGCCGGGGAGGCGCGCGAUGGCGGCGCGAUGACGCCCAUGUCGGGCCGCGACCAUGGGGACGCAGGGGGGGAAGUGUUCAGGUUCGACGGCGCCGACCGAGAGCGCUACCAGCAGCAGCAGCAGUGCGGCGCCAUCUCCGAGGAGGAGGAGGAGGACGAGGACGAGGUGGAGGACGUGUUCAGCCCCGCCUCGUCCAACAAGUCGCCGCACUCCUCCACCACCGACUCGCCCAAGAUCAGCUUCAGCCCGCUGCGCAUCAAGGACGGCAGCGUCGACGAGGAGCCCGACGCGGCGGGAGGCAGCCCGCCUCCCGCGGAGGCGGCGUGGUUCCCCGGCUGCGCGUGCGCCAGCUGCUGCGCGCGGCACCACUCGUCGUCGCCGGGGUACAGCUUCGAGCACUACCUGCACUCCAAGUACCUGCCCGACGCGUUCCGCAGGCGCAGCCACUCGGACUCAGACCUGCCGCCGUGGCUGGAGGGCGGCGCGGCGGCCGGCGCGCAGGAGUCGCCGCUGGACCUGUCCCUGCGCGGGGGCGGGGAGCCGCCCCCGCCUCCGGCCCCGCUCCCGCACCACCUCCACCACCCGCCGCUGACGGUGCAGCUGCUGCCGGCUGGGUACCGGGGCGGCGGGGCAGUCUCCGUGCCCGUCGUCAAGGGCGACGUGGCGUCGCCGACGACCAAGGAGUCGGUGGCGGUGCGCUACAACCUCGAGGUGUCCCCCGUCGUGGAGGAGAUGCCCCCCGGCUCGGACGUGGCGUACGUGUGCCCCGUGUGCGGGCAGAUGUUCAGCCUGCACGACCGCCUCGCCAAGCACAUGGCGUCGCGGCACAAGAGCCGGCCGGCGCCCGGGUCGACGUCGGCGGCGGGCGCUGCGGGGGAUGGCUCCUCGUCGGCGCCCGCCAAGGCCUACCUCUGCGAGGUGUGCCGGCGCUCGUUCGCGCGCUCCGACAUGCUCACGCGCCACAUGCGGCUGCACACGGGCGUCAAGCCGUACACGUGCCGCGUGUGCGGGCAGGUCUUCUCGCGCUCCGACCACCUGUCCACGCACCAGCGGACCCACACCGGCGAGAAGCCCUACAAGUGCCCGCAGUGUCCCUACGCGGCGUGUCGGCGCGACAUGAUCACCAGGCACAUGCGGACUCACGCGCGCUACGAGCCGGACUCUGCCACGGCGGCCACGUCCCUAAGCCCCAUGCGCUCACCGGUCGACAUGAGUGUCAAGAAGGAGGCCGAGUGAGUCCCUACCCACACCAUCCCUGACACCACGAGCACUCUGUACCCGAUGCCACUUCACCCAUCGACAUUAGCGACAAGAAGAAGGCCGAGUGAGUCCCUACCCACACCCAUGUCCGACUUCACGUGCACUGUGCACCCGAUGAAACUCAACCCUUCAGUCCAAUGUGCCAAUGUGCUUGCCCAUUGACAUUAGUGUCAAAGAAGGAUGCCGAGUGAUUCAUUACACACACCCAUCUCCUACUCCAUGUGCACUGUGUACCCGAUAUCACUUCACCCAUCAGCCAAGCUUGCCCAUCGACAUAGUGUCAAGAAGGAUGUCGAGUGAUUAAUUAAACACAUCCAUCUCCGACUCCACGUGCACUAUGUACCCGAUGUCACUUCAUCCAUCAGUCCAAUGUGCUUGCCCAUCGACAUUAAUGUCAAGAAGGAUGUCGAGUGAUUCAUUACACACACCCAUCUCCGACUCCACGUGCACUAUGUACCCGAUGUCACUUCAUCCAUCAGUCCAAUGUGCUUGCCCAUCGACAUUAAUGUCAAAGAAGGAUGUCGAGUGAUUCAUUACACACACCCAUCUCCGACUCCAUGUGCACUGUGUACCCGAUGUCACUUCACCCAUCAGCCAAGCUUGCCCAUCGACAUAGUGUCAAGAAGGAUGUCGAGUGAUUAAUUAAACACAUCCAUCUCCGACUCCACGUGCACUAUGUACCCGAUGUCACUUCAUCCAUCAGUCCAAUGUGCUUGCCCAUCGACAUUAAUGUCAAGAAGGAUGUCGAGUGAUUCAUUACACACGCCCAUCUCCAAAUCCACGUGCAUUAUGUACCCGAUGUCACUUCAUCAGUCCAAUGUGCUUGCCCAUCGACAAAGUGCCAAGAAGGAUGUCGAGUGAUGCAUUACACACACCCAUCUCCGACUCCACAUGCACUGUGUACCCGAUGUCACUUCACCCAUCAGCCAAGCUUGCCCAUCGACAUAGUGUCAAGAAGGAGGCCGAGUGAUUCAUUACACAAACCCAUCUCCUACUCCAUGUGCACUGUGUACCCGAUGUCAUUUCAUCCAUCAGUCCAAUGCGCUUGCCCGUCUACAUGAGUGUCAAGAAGGAUGCCACGUGAAUCCUUAUUCCUUGCCAAUCAUGUGAACAUGAGCGCUACGUACCAUUACGCUUUGUCACCCAUCAGUCAUGUGUGCUCGCGUGUCGAACAGAGCAUCAAGAAGGAAAUAAAGUAACUUAUUACCCUCCCAGCUCCACCUUAUCUAUGGUUGUGAUGACAUUGUCCUUGCCCCUUCACGUUGACUUUGAACUCCCAUUUGCUGAUAUUUACCUUCGUAUUUUUCUAACAUGUAGAUGUUGAUAAGAACUAUACCGUGUGUAAUCUCCCACAUUUUACGAACUAUUGAAAUCAGUGACAACAAAGAAAACUUUUUUUAAAUUGUUGUGUUAUGUUAUAAUUUGUUGAAAAAAAAAUAGAAGAAGAAAACAGACGCAGAAAAGCAUGUGUUUUCUGAAAUAAGCCGCAGGCUCGGUGUGUUUUUCGUAUGAUGUGUAGAGUUAAGACAUAUUUUUGAAGGAAAAAAUUUUUUUUCCCACGUAUACGCUUUCUUUCUGGAAAAGCACUUUCUGUACUAGUUCGAUGGUUUCAUCCAGGUUUAAACUAAUAUUUGAUAAUGUGUUUUUUUCUGACUGUUUCUGUAAUGCUGAACGAAGCUCUGAAGGAUAUCACAUUGUAAUUGUUAAAUGAAAAGGGAAGAAAAAAAUAUAAAGAACUGAGCAGUCGGAAGAUUUAUUCAGAUCUCUAGUCUCGUACAGCACAAAAUUGCGUUUUUCUUGCAAAUGAAACAUUACUCAGUAUUACAAGUAAUUGUACUUUUUUUAAAAUGGCAAUACAGUAUUUUGAAACCAUUUUGUUGUGCAUAAUUGUCAACUUGUUUCCGUGUUACUUGUUAAGUGUGCUGUUUUUGAUGGAAACAUAGUUUCAUUGUUCACCCUUCAUGAUAUUGUUGCCAGUCUGUUUCUCAUGAAUAAAAUAUUUAAAUCAUUAUAUUUUUUGUAAAAAAAAAUUGCAAGCUGUUAAACUCGAUCACUGAAGCGUUAAAUAUUGCUAGAUACAUUAUUUGUAAGAAUGUUUGUGUUUUUCAAGGAUUUGUCUUUUAAACGAAAGUUAUAAGAAAGUAUAUUUUUUAUAAUCUAGGUGCUACACGAGUUCAGAAGCAUGAGAUUAUUUUUGGAUUCAAAAUAUUCUUUCUUAAUGCCUUCAUUAGUAUUUUCUUACUGUCUAGAAAAUCAAACAUGUGAAUAAUAGUUACCCACAGUUAAAAUUAUUCCCUGAAGUACAACAAAUAUUGUUAAUUUAACUAAGGGAUGUUAGGUCACUGAUAUAUAGGCUAAUACUAUACAUAGGAAUUUUGCAAAAGUAAGUGCGGAGUUAAUAAACCAGUCAUGAACCUAUACUUCAGUUAAAAACUCAAAUAAGGUGCGAAACAAAAUAUUUAGUUUUAUGAUACUAUUUUUCACGGAAUAAUCUUUUACAUAAGGUAUUCUAUGGUGUAAGUUAUAAUUUAAAGCAUUGUAACUUUCAUAGAUUUUUUUAAAUUCGUGACAAUGGAAAUAUUUUUAGUCAGUUAGGAAUGCCCGCUGAAACACAUCUGCCUUAUUUACAGUCAUCCACGUCCAUUCUGUAUCUCAGUAUUUUUUUAUUCUGAACAAUUAUUUACAAAUUGUUUUAGUUUCUGUUAAAAAAAAAAAAACAAUAUUAUGAUACCUUAAAUUCAAAUGCUCAAGAAGUGGUUUUACGUCUCCUAAUAGCCCACAAAGGCUUAAAAGGAUAGAAAUUUGAAGAAUACGUUGGGCGUCAAGCUGGCGAUCAUAAAUAAGUAUAAGUCACAAAAAAGGGGGGGGGGGGUGAUGUGCUGUAAUUGGACCCCUGACCCUCGAAGCAUUAAGGGGCCAUUCUAGUCAGUGUUGUAUUUGUGUUACUGAUGUGGGUAUUCCAAGACACAAAAAUUAAGGCUCAUGUGUUGAAUAUGCUACAUCUGUACCCUAAACGUAUUCCUAGUGAACGAUAGGACACGGCCAGUCCCUUAUUUUUUUGGGAAACGGAUUUUGAUGUCCCAUCCGUGGCCUAUCUGUUGUCCCAAUACCGCACAUGCGCAGAGCUCACUUUUUCGUUGAUUUCGUCCAGAACUAAACGUUAAGAAUGUUCGUACUAGAUGCAACAAUAAGGAGGAAAUAAUAGUUAGUUCACUUUUGAAUUAUAUUACUUAAAGACGUUCGUAAAUUUUUUUUUUACUGUCACAAGAUUUUAAGAUAUGAGACCGCUUUCCUUAGUAUUAUGACAUGCCUGCUUGCAAACGUCCAAAUUAAUGUAUUUGUUUUGCGUUUGUAGGCUGAAAAAUUUCUCAAAAUUACUUUUCCUUUUUUCCUUUAAGUGCCAGUGAAAAAAAAAAAUCAAAAAGUUAAGAUAUUUGCGUUUUUUCUCGCUAAAAACGCAGAAAUAAUUUAAAAAAAAAUAAUAAUAAUUACUUAAAGGUAGGACGGUUUCACUGUUAAGUUUUUACAGGUAUUUAAAUACAUAAUUUUCUUUUACAUUCUUUUCGUUUUCUUUCCUUCAAAAAAGUAGGCUACACAUUUAACGAACACGAAAUCGCAUCCAUGCUUCGGCUGUUGGAUAAAAUUAUCUGUACAAAUUAGUUCUCAUCAUUUCGUGCACUUCUUAACCGGAAUCAUCAUGCAGGUAGAUAUUCCACUAAUCUACGUUCCCUCAUACAUCCGUCGCCGAAUCCGAAAACACUCGUACGCACACGAUGAUUCACGUACUUUUUUGGGGUAUCUUUGUGGAACGUACGCGAGGAAGCUUUAAACUAUGUACAUGCGUGAAAGGGGAAGGGCGUGGAUUGUGUUGAUGGCGAAGGGAUAGAGAUAAAAAAAAGGUGGGACGUGGUGGGAGCGAGUAGAGAGUAAGAGAAGGGAAGGGGAAAAGGGGCAAUGCAGUGCCCGGAAGAUGCUGUGUUCUUGGCCACGACCUUGUGUAUCGAUCCGCGCCAUUCGAAGCGUCUCUUCGUUUCUAGGCAACUGGGUCAUAGCCGGGAGAGGGAAACAUUUGCUGCGGCAAGCGUCUGAGGAAACCACCUGGCCUUUGGCAGGGGCAUUUUCCCUCCAUUUUCUUUCAGUGUUGCCCUGCUGGUUAGGAAAGAACAAAUACCAAUGAUGUGUACAGAGUGUCCCAUAACUCAAAGUCAAGUCGAGAACAGUUGAUAGGACAAUCAAUCAUGGUUACGAAUAAAAAAAUAAUAAUUUUAAAUAUGUUGUGUUUGAGAUACGUGCAGUUUUAAAAAGUUAUAACUCCCAAUCCUGCAUGAAAUUAUUACAUACUUUGACUAAAAAAUUUGUUACGCAAUCCAAAAUAAUAGUACUAUUGAUAAGAAUCUCAAAUAAUAUCAAACAUGCUAUACCGUUUAGAAAACAAUUGGAAAACUCAAGUGGCAAAAACUUUUAUCAAGAAAAUUUUACUAGCCUAUAAAAAAAUUACUUUUAUAACUUAGCACGUAAUUUCAAAAUAUGGAUAAUUAAGGUAUAUAACUUGAUAAGUUAUCAUAAGUCGUGUAAAGAAAUUCCCCUCUUCCUCCCCCCAAAAAUGUAGCAUGUUUGAUUUGAUUUGGAAUUCUUACCAAUAGUAUAGUUAUUUACUAUUGCAUGACAAUUUUUUUUGUUACAUGAUCUGAUAGUUUGGUGCUGGGUGUCGGUUUAAAAGCUUCUGAAUAAAAUGCAUAUAACUCGAAAACUACGUCCUUUUCUUAAUUUUGAAAUUUUUGGUUCAGCCCCGUAAUUAAUUGGCAUAUGAACUGUUCUCGGCUUUACGUGUAGUUCUGGGACACCUGUAACAGACCCAGCAUCGUACCAUGAAAGACUACAUCUUCAAGGUCCGUUAAAAACAUCCGUGUCAAAAAAACAUAGCGCGUGUUAUCCAGUUCACAUUAUAGAAGUGACAUUUCUUUGGCAAUUAAAACCUUGUCUCGUAGGUAUAUCAUGGGUAAACAGGCAGAGAAAUAGAGAAGAAAAAAAAACAAUUUUCUAAUAAUGAUUAAUUAAUAAUAAAUAUAACUCUACUGUUUAAAUACUCACACCAUUAAAAAAAAUGUGCGUUUUACUGUUUCUUAAAACAAUUCUGUCAUUUGGAACACGCCAAAUCCCUGAACGAAACAUGAAAUUCAUAACAGGUAGCACUAUCUAUGCGGAAAUGCAGGGACUGUCUCAAUAGCGCUCUCUACACUGCAGGUUGAAGGAGGAGGAACACUAGUGCGCUGGUAGCAAAAAUAAAAAAAUCCAAAGCAUUCACAGCUGACUGGAUAUUUUUUUCUGAAACAAGCGCAUGCUCACACUAUCUGUCGCAUUCUUUCGUUCGUAUAUCUCUCAUUUGGUUCUAUUUUUUUUUUCCGGGUGGGGAACGAAUCAUCGCUCAAAGAGGAGAACGAGAACGACCCCAUAAAUGUAUAAAGUAUAGUGCUCUCUUUAUAAUCUCUUUGGCCAAGUACGUAUUCUCUGUCCUUUUCGCGUCAGAAAAGUUUUGAAACAAUGUUUCACGCAAACGCUGCACUAAAAUUUGGCCUUGAAAUUCUACUCUCAGCGCGUCCAAAGAAGUUUCACUUCAAAAAGAGUGCAUUCGUUCGUACGAACGCUCGUGAGUAAAUUUAGAUGCUGGCCGUAGGAAAGGAAUAAUGCGCAGUAAUUAAAGUGUCUUUCAGCACUAUUCUGCCGAUGUGUUUUCGAGAAAGGUCUACAUAGAACGCUGAAUGAUGGUCGUUUCAAUCAUACUCCCUCACCCCCUUCACCCAUACAACCUUAAUCCUCCUACGAAAUGAAUAAAAUGAACGCGCUCCAAGUUGGUAUUUAAGAAGGAAUAAUUUAUUUAGGUAAAUGAAAAUCUCAUCUGUUUGAAUGAAUUUUCACUUGUGCCUCAGCAACUACGAUUAACGACCUUUUUUUUUUAAAUUUCCAGCUUUAAACUUAGAGCUCGUUGAAAUUACUAACCAUGUCUGAAUACGAGAUGGGUUUUGGUUAGCGCUUUAUAGACUUCAAUUUUCCAUGCUUGGUUGUUAAUCGGUGUUACGUGGUCAGGUGUUAGAAACGUCAUUUGCUUAAAAUGCGCCCCAUUGUAACCACAACAGUUUUGUUUUAUUUCCUUUAAAGUUCAUUCCACGGUUACAUUAAAUUGUAGGACGCAUCCUAACGAGUUAAAGCGUUUUGGUUCCACAUAAAAUGAAAUCCAACCUGUCAACAACAGCUAAGAAAAUGAUUAUAAAUUAUAAUUAAGUUUUAGCCGUCCCCAGUUUCAGCACAACUGUUUAAUAAGUUAUUAACUUAGAAGCAAUUCACCCCAAAAUACUGUAAAAUUGAUGUAGCACACUUAUGCUAUGUCAUUUUCCAAGUUGGAUUAUAUGUGCUUGCCGGAACGAAGUUUCCUGGAAGUUAAUGUCUCAAAAUUUCGACAUUCGCAUCAUUGUGCGCAGGACUAUCAGUGAUUAGAAAGAUUUUUUUUUUCCUGCUUUAUAUCUCGACUUUGCUUGGCUCAUUUGAUUGGCUUAAUGGAGUAGUUGGUACAUAGUUCGGUCCUUGUUUGCUUUUUUGAAUUGCCAAUUCUAAGUAAAUCUCACUACUGAAAACAAAAUAAUUAAUUUAAUUUUACCUGAUUCAUGAUGUCUAAAAUUCUCAAGUACUUAUGUUGGCUAUUGUGUAAUAAUCACAAUCAACCCCUUUUGGGGUUUAAUAGCGAAUUAUUUUCGUCAACCACACGGUAUAAUCAAAAAGAAAAAUUACUGAAGCAGCAUUUAAAGCAACCUGGAACUCUACUUACAUGUAUUUUCACAUGUUUGCAGCACUAAUCUCGGGUCCAAACCGAAGUUGGCAAAUUCAUUAUUACAAUGAUAUAUGACUGUAUAGUAUGGGUUCGUAAUCUAUUUACUAGAAUCUGUUAUCUGUUGAAACAGUGCGAUGCUGAAACUUUCAAUAUAUAUAUUUUUUAAUCUUUAAAAGUUGUCAUAUUUUUGACUUAAUAAAAGUAAUUUCAAAUUUUUCGGUUUUGAACAGUUUGUGUUUUUUUCUGUUUAAUCGUGUAGUACUUUGAUUGCAGCUUGCCUAUGUAAAAAUAAACAAACCAUAGUUUUUUAAUGAACAUUCUUGAAGGAUACCAUAGUAAGUUGAUGUCGAUUUUGAGAACAGGCUGGACAAUACAAUUAAAAAAAUAGUUUUAAGUUUAAUAUUUAGUUAAAUGUUAUAGAGUUCACGUUUAACUGUGCAUUUCGCGGAAAGAGAAUGUCUAUUUUACUAUUUGACCCAUCUGUGUCCUUAUUGUGCCAAAUGAAUGUGGCCAGUGGCAUUUUUUCGCCUUAGAAAAAUUAUGCCAAGGGUUUAUCACUUGAAGCCAGUUGUAGAUAUGCCAGCUACCGUUUUUUUAUUGUAAACCUUUUUUAAACAAUCAUUGAGUUUCGCAUUUUUGUAAUCCUAUUGGCAAAUCUUUUUAUGGUCAGUCAUAUACAUACUGACUAAACCUUUUACACCAAAUCUUACACUGCUACAUUUAAAGAUAAAAACAAAGACAGAUCAAAAAAAUAUAUUGCCAGUAAGAAAAUAAUUUAUUUAGACUUUUCCAACAAUAAAUAUCGAAUUUCUUAACAACGGUCUAAUGACCUGCCAUUGUAUGAAACUGAAAAAAAAAAUUCAUUGAUUUUCUUAAGUUAACCGCUGUUCUAUUUAAGUAUUAGGGCAUUAUUAGAAUUUAAUUGUAUGCGUAUACAACAUUCUGCAAGAUCAUCAAAGAUGAUCGCCAUGUGAAACCUGCUUCGCAGUUGUGAUUUUUAUACAUAAAAUUUGUAAAUAUAGUUAUUACGUUUCUGUAACAUAAUACAAAGCUUAGCUCUCUAAGAACUCGCGUUUUAAUUCCUAAUUUAUAUAUAUUUUUUUUCUUCUAGGACUGCCAUCAAAAGUUUGGUUGAAAAUAUUUUGUACUUGUAUUUGUUCUGUUAAAAAUAUUUACAUCACUUUAAAUAUAUGUUUGCAUUGUUUUAAGACUCAUAUGUGCCUCAUUAUUAUCAUAUACCUCUAUCGAAGAUUUUAAGACAAAACUUUUACUGUGGUUACGAAGUUACAGUUAUUCUUUUAUUACGUUUCUUAUGGAAAUAACAAUGAAAUAAAAUCACUUUUAAUCUUGUAAAUGUGAUUUUGCUAAUUGCUUUCAGUUAGUAAAAAAAAAUCUUCCCGGUAUACAGUAAUAUUUUCAAGCUAAAAUAUAAAAAUCAAUCUCCUUUUUAUUCAUUAGAAAUUUCUACGCUUACCACUGUUAGUAUAUGGAAAUCUUGUGUCCCAUAUGUGUUACUUAAUUAGAAUAUUUUAAUUAUGGUCAUUUGUGUUUGGAUAUUGCUGUAUUAAAAUUGUUUGUCUCUUUCGAAUUCCAUUAAGUACAAAAUAUUCGACAAGUUUGACAGUGUUGAUUCAUGGAAAUAAAAUCUCAAAUGUUAA
This is a messenger RNA of Bacillus rossius redtenbacheri, 10737 nucleotides long. It is a transcript of the gene klu, whose product is annotated as zinc finger protein 768. The transcript has 2 exons. Gene Ontology annotation, molecular function: DNA-binding transcription repressor activity, RNA polymerase II-specific; RNA polymerase II cis-regulatory region sequence-specific DNA binding. Gene Ontology annotation, biological process: regulation of transcription by RNA polymerase II. NCBI's taxonomy places the organism in Eukaryota, Metazoa, Arthropoda, Insecta, Phasmatodea, Bacillidae. Gene Ontology annotation, cellular component: nucleoplasm. The record is from RefSeq and is a predicted model, not a curated record. The coding region runs from base 691 to 2232 and encodes 513 amino acids.